Molecule: messenger RNA, 1341 nt
Organism: Blastomyces dermatitidis ER-3
Lineage: Eukaryota; Fungi; Ascomycota; Eurotiomycetes; Onygenales; Ajellomycetaceae
Exons: 3
Coding region: 1-1341 (446 amino acids)
Source: RefSeq, a predicted model, not a curated record
AUGCCAUCCAGAACAUCAACUCGGCAGGCAGCUGUUAAGGCAAAUGAAGCGCUGCACCAAGGUGCCAGAGCUGGCACGAAGAAAACCGCUGGCGGGAAGCGGAAGGGGAGGGAACAGGAAGAAAUUCCCAAAACUAAGCGCGAAAAAAAGGAAGAAGAGCCAACUGAGCUGGGAGAAGGGAAGCUUGAGAAGGGUAUGGAGGAACCACCUACUGAGGAACGGAAGGAGGAAGCAGAAGCGACCAAUGGCGGACUAAACGAGCCGAAAGAGCCGGAAAAGAUGUAUACUGAACGGCCGGAACAGAAAGAGGCGCCGAAGGAGACAGAACCAAAUGCUGAAGCUAAGGAACUAGAAAGGGAAGCGAAACUGCCAGAACCGGACCAAGCGAAAGAAUCAGAACAGAAGGAAGAAGUUAAAAAGCCGACUGAAGCGGAACAACACAAGGGCGACGCUGGAAAACAACAGCCACACAAAGAACACGUUGCUAUACCCGGAGGCAAGGAGAAAGCACCGGAACCGACAGCCGUUAAAACAGGAGAAGAGGGUAAAACGCUCCCAUCCAACGUCCUCGAAAAGGGAAUUAUAUAUUUCUUCUUCCGUGGCAAGGUCGGAGUCGAGGAGCCAGAGGGUGUCGGGGACGUGGCACGGAGUUUCAUCGUCCUUCGACCGCUUCCCUCCGAUGCAAAAUUGGGUCAAGGCACGAUUGGCGACAACCAAAAUUGUCGCUUGCUUGUGUUACCCAAAAAGGUACUUCCUAAGUCUACUCGGGAUCGAUUUAUGGGAUUUGUGGAGAAAGCGCACACCACAGUAAAAACCAUCAGAGACUCGUUCCUUGCGAUUGAGAAGGAGACGGCGACACGGGGAACGACAUAUACUCCCGCCGCAACUCCCAUUGCCGAAGGCGCUUAUGUGAUCACAUCUAAGGAUCGCACUUCGCACCUUGCAUACCGUCUGACGGUUCCGUCGGAGCUUGGUGAGGUUCAGAAGGACAUUGGCCUCCAAGAGCGUGGUAGUUUCAUUGCAAGUGCAAAGAACCCAGAGUAUGGCGGACCCGAGGCGGCCCCACUGCCUCAGGGGCCUGACUACCCACAAAACGUCCAGGAAGAGUUUGAUGAUCUUCGCUGGGUGCCAUUACGACCCGAAUUCCUGGAUUUCCCCAAUGCGCAAUUCCUUCUUAUUGGGGGCCAGCACCAGGAUCCAGCAGAGGCUGACAAGGUUGCGGGGAAGCUUGAACACCAGGAUGAAUCCCGAACUUCUCCUCUCAAGGAUGACGACGUUGUCUAUGAAGAUCUGGGCAUGGACAGCAGGAACUAUCCAGAUGUCACGACGACUUGGGGAUGA